Puccinia triticina is the source of this 1296-nucleotide messenger RNA. RefSeq lists its product as uncharacterized. Gene Ontology annotation, molecular function: SNARE binding. Gene Ontology annotation, cellular component: endosome; lytic vacuole. The transcript has 4 exons. Gene Ontology annotation, biological process: SNARE complex assembly. The record is from RefSeq and is a predicted model, not a curated record. The coding region runs from base 1 to 1296 and encodes 431 amino acids. Lineage: Eukaryota; Fungi; Basidiomycota; Pucciniomycetes; Pucciniales; Pucciniaceae.
AUGGAGUGCGAGCUAUGCGGGACAUCAGGCCGAAAGAAAUUCUUUUGUGAAGUGUGUCUCAACGAACGACUCCUUAUCCACAAAUCUUCCCUCAAACGUCUCAGUGCUGCCCAUCAUGCUACCGUCCAGAAAGCCGCCCAGUUACUCGAAGCCCCUGGUGGAAUACAGGAAAGACGAGUCCUGAAAUCCAAACGCGCCGCUCUAAUUUUAAACAUAAGGUCCCUUGAAGCAGAACGAACACGCUCCUUGGAGCAAUCGGAGUCCCUCAAAGCUUCAAUCUCCAAGAAAAAACGAGAACUGGCCAUACGACAGAGUCGGUUACUUGCAGCUCGAUCUCAGUUGCGAUAUCGAUUGUCCGCACUCCAUCAACCCGCUUCAGAAUAUGGGGGUCGGGCUUUCUGUGGACCUUCCGGUCAAACGAUGGACUCCUUACCUCAACAAAUCGCCUCGGUCCACCAAGACUGGGAUGAGGUUACGCAAGAACUGUCACAUCUCAGAGAGAAAUUGAUCACUCAACUCUGCAGCAUCUACACUAUCACCGUCAAUCACCCAGCACAGUCUAAUUCCUGCCUCGAAAAAUACAACCCAUCUGGUCGUGAACGCGAUCCCAAGUCUGCAUCGCCGGCCGUCCCAACACCUUCCUCAAGAAUACUAGGACUGUGUUUGCCAGUCUCAACAGAAAUCAAAUCUUAUCACCAUGAAGAAAUCUCCGCGGCAACGCUUUAUACCUCUCAUCUUCUCAGACUGCUUGCGAUGUACCUAGGUAUCAAGCUACCCUUCCAGUUGAUCAUGGGGCCUUUUUUGAGUAUCAGGGCCCCACCGAACAGUCUUUGGAGUAAGAAGCAUCCCUCACCUUACCCAUUGCACAUCCCCAGUUCAAUUACCUCAAUGGUAAAUUCAUCUGGAUCUCAAGUUUCGCAGAUCGCUUUUCUCAGUGGCUUGUGCAUGUUGGCAGUCAACGCGCAUUAUCUACUACUGACUCAACAACCUCAACUUGUUCUUCGAUCGCUCAAUUCAAAAGACCGCACCCUCCCCCCACCCUCCCAGUCUCAAACCCCUAUGCCGAGGCCUCAGCCUCUUCCAUCGGGUUGCAAGCCUACCGACUUGCUUCGAAAUCUCCAUUCUCUUUGCCUCACUCGUCCAAUCGGUCAGCUCAGCCACCUCACCGGUCGAACGUUCCUGAUGCGACCCGAUGACCCUUCCAUCCCUGCAUGUAUAGAUUUGCAGGAAGUCAUCAAAGAUGUAUUGCAAUCCAAGCCUGAAGACUCGGUUGAUGAAGGCUGGAGCAUCAUUUGA